Molecule: messenger RNA, 1836 nt
Organism: Penicillium salamii
Lineage: Eukaryota; Fungi; Ascomycota; Eurotiomycetes; Eurotiales; Aspergillaceae
Source: the annotation of a GenBank genome assembly
AUGUUCUACAGCCAUGAGAUCCUCACAUCACCCGAGCACGGUGUCGCAACCAUCUGGCUCGUCGCAACUCUAGGUUCCCGCUCUGUCUCCAGACGACUCAAUAGAAAGGCCAUCCAGGAUGUGGACGUUCCCAACGCAUGCAGGGUCAUCAUCAACCCCGAAGCACCAAUGGCCCUCCGACUCCAAGGCAGUCUACUAUACGGCGUGUCUAGAGUCUACAACCAGCAAUGCGGCUAUACCCUCCUAGAUACGCAGGCCAUGCACGACAAAAUGGUCACGCAGUUGAAGAUCAUCCAGGGAACAGGUCUUGAUCCCACUGCCGGACAAGCAAAACCGAAUACCUUACUCCUGCCCUACGACCCGUCCUUCCUCCCUGAGACUGGUCUCCCAGGCCUGGAGAUUGAUAUGUCUGCUUUCGCUUCGGGCGAUGACACUUCCCAGAUGAGUAGUCUGUGGAGCAGGUCGCCGGUCAAUAGUCUGUCGAUGGGGUCGCAGCUUUCGAGCUUGCGGCUUGAAAUCCCUUCAGAUGCGGGGCUUGGUGAAGACAGUAUCAUGGGACUUGAAAAACCGAGAAAGGAUGUCACUGUUCAGAUUGCCGCGCUUGGAUUGGAAGAGGGUGUUCUUCUCCAGCCGGACUUUGAGUUCGAUGAGGAUGGGAAUUUAAUCGAGCUUGGGAAGGUCGUAUCUCCACGCAAGAAUGCUAAACAGAGUGGAAUAUCCGAGCAGCAAGUCCAGGAUCAGCUCUGGGAUGAUCAGAUGCUCGUUGAUGAUCCUCCUGUCCAAAACGACCAGAUGGAUAUCGACACGCAUAUCCCACCAAAUGCCAACAAUGUCCCUCCCAUGCAAGUCGACAUCCAACCUACUCAAAUGCGUCGCAUCCGACAACCAAAAGUAAUAAUCACCGACGAAGCAACCUCCCUCCGCAACAUGGAACUAGGCCGCUGGAACAGCGACUACGUAGCCAACAUGACAGAAGCCCGCAAACAAAAGCAACAAACCAAGAACCCCAGCAUUUCCAAGAAAAACGCCGCAUUCUGGGUCUUCGGCCAAGGAAUCGGCUCUGUCGGAAUCGGCCUAGGUGUCCACCACUCACAACACCCAUUAAACAACUUCUCAGGCACAUCUCUCCUGGACGCAGUCUGCCAACGCAAACGCAAACACACAGACGAGAAUCCCGAACGCAACGUCCGCACUAAAGAAGAAGAACUAAGUCGUGCCAACCUCGAUCGACACAACAUGGACGAAGUAGGUCGUGAUGCACCAUCUAGUAUUCUAGACGACCGAUCCUCCCAAAUGCCAUGGAAUAUCACAGCCUCAAUCAAAAGUUCACUUCGACCACGCCGCUUCGGCAGCAGUGAGAUCUCAUCUCGUAAAGGACGCAGUCGUCUCGCGAGCGCAAGUCCCCUCGCUGGUCGUGGAUACCGGGAUAUCGAAGAUCUUGAUUUCGGAGACGAUCUAGAUCUCACUCGGUAUUUGGAGGGUGAGCUUGCCACAGACCGGGGGGAUAUCAGUUCUAUUUCGCCAAGGUCAGUCCGGGGUGUCAAGGCGAGUCUUGAUGCAGAGAGUUUGCAUUUCUUUGAAUUUAUGAAAUCGCGAAUGGGUGAAAAAGGAAUCAGUCUUAGUCCGCUGGCGAGCCCGGUCGGUCGAGUUGGUUCUAUUACGUUUGCUGGCUUGAUGCCGCCGGUUAGUACGACGCGUGCGGUUGCGACGCAGGCAUUGGUUCAUGUGCUUACGCUGGCUACGAAGGGGGUGGUGUGUAUUCAUCAGGAUCGGGGUGAAUGGUCUGAUGAGUCUGGUCUGUAUGGGGAGAUUCACUUGCGAUUUACGGGGGUGUGA